Abrus precatorius (Indian licorice) is the source of this 1935-nucleotide messenger RNA. Its product is annotated as 11-oxo-beta-amyrin 30-oxidase-like. The transcript is spliced from 5 exons. The coding region runs from base 153 to 1730 and encodes 525 amino acids. Gene Ontology annotation, molecular function: oxidoreductase activity, acting on paired donors, with incorporation or reduction of molecular oxygen; monooxygenase activity; heme binding. Lineage: Eukaryota; Viridiplantae; Streptophyta; Magnoliopsida; Fabales; Fabaceae. The record is from RefSeq and is a predicted model, not a curated record.
GAGCUGCUGGAACCACAAAUACUUGUGGGCUCGGGGGACUGAACUAAAGGGACACCGAACAAAUGAAGAAAUAAAUAGUCCUUGUUGGUCUCUGGGCGUGCCAAUAACCCCUUUCCUCUGUUUAGAACCGUUCAGUGUUUAUUCCAGAGAGUAUGGUGAUUAAGGUAAGUUCUUCAACAACUGCAACGUGCUUUCUCAUAUUGGUGCCUCUGAUUCUACUAUGGACGUGGAAGGUGCUGAAUAUGCUAUGGCUAAGGCCAAAGAGAUUUGAGAGAGUGUUGAGAUCGCAGGGCCUUCAGGGCAAUCCAUACAAACUUGUGGUUGGGGAUGCUAAGGAAAUGGCUAAGGCGAGGAAGGAAGCUGCAAUAUCUCAAAAAUCUGCAAAUUCUCUCUCAAAUGACAAGGACAUAGCACCCCAUCUUUUCACAUUUAUUGACCACAUUGUCAACAAAUUCGGCAAUUACUCAUUUUUCUGGGAAGGUACCAGACCAAAAGUGAUCCUCACAAACAUGGAGCAAAUCAAGGAAGUCUUCAACAAGAACCAUGAUUUUGAGAAACCUCAGUUGAACCCCCUUUUCCAGUUAUUGAGCACUGGACUCGCAAAUUUAGAGGGCGAAAAAUGGCAGGUUCAUCGAAGGAUUAUCACCCCUGCUUUCUAUUUAGAUAAACUAAAGAUCAUGAUACCUAUAUUUUAUCAAUGUUGCGAUGAUUUGGUUACCCAAUGGGAAGGGAUGCUGUCUUCUGACGGCAAAUGUGAAAUUGACGUAUGGCCUUUCCUCCAAAAUAUGACUUGCGAUGUUAUUUCUAAAACUGCAUUUGGAAGCAGUUAUGAAGAAGGAAAGAAAAUUUUUGUACUUUUGAAAGAGCAAGCUCGAACUGUUACGCAAUUACGGACCUAUUACAUUCCAGGAUGGUGGUUGCUACCAACAGCUAUAAAUAAGAAGAUGAGACAAAUUAAUAGAGAUGUACGAGCAUUACUUGCAGGUAUCGUCAACAAACGAGAGAAGGCAAUGGCGGCUGGUGAAGUUCUGAGCAAUGACUUAUUGGGAAUACUUUUGGAAUCAAAUCACAAGGAAAUGCAAGAAAAUGGAAACAAAAAGACUGCGAAAAUGACCAAUCAAGAUGUUGUUGAGGAAUGUAAUGCAUUCUACCUAGCAGGGCAAGAAACCACAUCGGUUCUGCUUGUUUGGACAAUGAUAUUGUUGAGUAGGUUUCCCGAUUGGCAAGAACGUGCUAGGGAGGAAGUGUUGAAUGUUAUUGGAAACCAAAAGCCGGACUAUGAUGGGCUAAGUCGCCUUAAAAUUGUGACCAUGAUAUUAUACGAGGUUCUGAGGUUAUACCCACCUAUAAUGUAUUUUAGUCGAGCUGUGAAAAAGGAUGUGAAGCUUGGAAACCUUUUCCUACCUAAAGGAGUACAUAUUUCCUUACCAAUACUACUGAUUCAUCAGAAUCGUGAUAUCUGGGGAGAUGAUGCUACUGAGUUCAAACCAGAAAGGUUUUCUGAAGGAGUUGCAAAGGCUACAAAGGGCCAAGUCUCAUUUUUUCCAUUUGGAUGGGGUCCAAGAGUGUGCGUAGGCCAAAACUUUGCUAUGCUUGAAGCAAAGAUGGCUUUGGCAUUGCUUUUACGACGUUUCUCAUUUGAGCUUUCUCCUUCCUAUGCACAUGCUCCAGUCACAGUGCUCACUCUUAAUCCAAAAUUUGGUGCUCACAUCAUCUUUCGCAAACUCUAGUGCCAGCCAUUUAGACUUUAUGCAUAAUUUCCUCUAUAGAGGGAUAGUCUCUUUUGAAUUAUGUUGAAUACUACCUUUAGACCCUUAGUUUUAAGUAACAUAUUGCACAUGUCCGAGUGUUCUUUGUUAAUGUGUUAUCGAAGUGCUUCUUAGUAAGUUAGUCAUUGUGAUUACUUAUUAUUGAAUAAAUUUAAAGACAGUUCUG